Messenger RNA from Zalophus californianus (California sea lion), 6940 nucleotides. It is a transcript of the gene RIC1, whose product is annotated as RIC1 homolog, RAB6A GEF complex partner 1. The record is from RefSeq and is a predicted model, not a curated record. Gene Ontology annotation, cellular component: Ric1-Rgp1 guanyl-nucleotide exchange factor complex; cytosol; Golgi membrane. Gene Ontology annotation, biological process: retrograde transport, endosome to Golgi; intracellular protein transport. NCBI's taxonomy places the organism in Eukaryota, Metazoa, Chordata, Mammalia, Carnivora, Otariidae. Gene Ontology annotation, molecular function: protein binding. The coding region runs from base 207 to 4475 and encodes 1422 amino acids. The transcript has 26 exons.
UCAGCCCGAGGGUUCCUUCGUCGCUCAUCUUCGCGUCGGCUCGGCCCGGCCCGGCCAGCGGGCAGAUGCCCCGAGCUGCCGCUGCCGACGCCGCCGACUCGGCCGGUGGCGGUGUGGGAGGCGGGCGUCCGGCCCCGGGCCGCUGAGUGUGACGGACGGGGCCGGGGGCCGCCGGGCGCCGCGGCGUCGGCGCCUCCGCGCGGACCAUGUAUUUCCUGAGCGGCUGGCCCAAGAGGCUGCUGUGCCCUCUGGGGAGCCCGGCCGAGGCGCCUUUCCACGUUCAGUCCGACCCCCAGAGGACUUUCUUCGCCGUGCUGGCCCCGGUCCGCCUCAGCAUCUGGUACAGCCGACCUAGUGUAUUAAUUGUAACCUACAAGGAACCUGAAAAAUCAUCUUCUCAGUUUGGAUCCUACAAACAAGCUGAAUGGAGGCCAGAUAGUACCAUGAUAGCUGUGUCAACUGCAUAUGGCUACAUCUUGUUUUUUCAUAUUACAUCUACAAGAGGGGACAAGUACCUUUAUGAACCAGUGUAUCCCAAAGGAAGUCCACAAAUGAAGGGAACACCCCAUUUUAAGGAAGAACAGUGUGCUCCAGCAUUAAAUUUAGAAAUGAGGAAACUACUGGAUUUGCAAGCACCCAUCAUGAGUUUGCAGUCUGUGCUCGAAGAUCUCCUCGUUGCUACUUCUGAUGGACUUCUUCAUCUUAUUCACUGGGAAGGAAUGACAAAUGGAAGGAAAGCUAUUAAUCUUUGCACAGUACCUUUUUCAGCAGAUCUGCAGUCUUCUAGAGCAGGUUCAUUCCUGGGUUUUACAGAUGUGCACAUCAGAGACAUGGAAUACUGUGCCACACUUGAUGGGUUUGCUGUUGUGUUUAAUGAUGGUAAAAUUGGAUUUAUUACACCAGUGUCAAGUAGAUUUACUGCAGAGCAGCUUCAUGGAGUUUGGCCACAAGAUGUUGUUGAUGGAACUUGUGUAGCAGUAAAUAACAAGUAUCGACUCAUGGCAUUUGGUUGUGCAAGUGGUUCUGUACAGGUUUAUACAAUAGAUAACACUACUGGAGCUAUGCUGCUGUCUCAUAAACUAGAGCUAACAGCAAAACAGUAUCCUGAUAUUUGGAACAAAACAGGAGCUGUUAAAUUGGUCAAAUGGUCUCCUGACAAUAGUGUUGUAAUAGUGACCUGGGAAAAUGGAGGCCUUUCUUUAUGGAGUGUGUUUGGAGCCCAGCUGAUUUGUACGCUUGGAGGAGAUUUUGCUUAUAGGUCUGAUGGGACCAAAAAAGAUCCCCUUAAGAUCAGCUCUAUGAGCUGGGGUGCAGAAGGCUAUCACCUAUGGGUAGUCAGCGGAUUUGGUGCUCACAACACUGGAAUUGAGUCUGACUCCAAGAGUAUAGUUAAACAGCCAGGCAUUCUGUUGUUUCAGUUUAUCAAGAGUGUACUCACUGUAAACCCCUGUAUGAGUAACCAGGAGCAAGUGCUACUUCAGGGGGAGGAUCGAUUGUACUUGAACUGUGGCGAGGCCUCACAAAUCCAGAGUGCCAGGAGUUCCUCAGCACGCUCUGAGCAUAAGGCUGGUGGGGGCAAGAGCCCCUUUGCAGACAGCGGUUUGGAGUCUCAGGGUUUAAGCACUUUGCUUGGACAUCGGCACUGGCAUGUGGUACAGAUUUCCAACACCUAUCUAGAGAGCAAUUGGCCUAUACGGUUUUCAGCUAUUGAUAAGCUUGGACAGAAUAUUGCUGUGGUUGGCAAGUUUGGUUUUGCACAUUACUCUUUACUCACCAAAAAAUGGAAACUUUUUGGAAACAUUACCCAGGAGCAAAAUAUGAUUGUGACAGGUGGCUUAGCCUGGUGGAAUGAUUUUAUUGUCCUGGCAUGUUACAACAUAAGUGACUGUCAAGAAGAGCUCAGAGUCUACUUGCGAACAUCAAACCUGGACAAUGCCUUUGCUCACAUCACCAAAGCACAAGCAGAAACAUUACUGCUUAGUGUCUUCCGGGACGUGGUGAUAGUGUUUAGAGCAGACUGUUCAAUCUGCCUGUACAGUAUUGAAAGAAAGUCUGAUGGUCCAAAUACUACUGCUGGUAUUCAGGUUCUUCAAGAAGUGUCCAUGUCACGCUACAUUCCUCACCCUUUCCUGGUGGUAUCUGUCACUCUCACUUCAGUGAGCACAGAGAAUGGAAUCACCCUGAAAAUGCCACAGCAGGCUCGUGACGCAGAGAGCAUUAUGCUAAAUCUUGCAGGACAGCUCAUCAUGAUGCAGAGGGACAGAUCAGGCCCUCAGAUCCGGGAGAAGGACAGUAACCCUAACCAAAGGAAACUUCUGCCAUUCUGUCCUCCUGUUGUCCUCGCCCAGUCUGUUGAGAAUGUCUGGACUACGUGUCGAGCAAAUAAACAAAAGCGUCACCUUCUGGAGGCCCUCUGGCUGAGCUGCGGAGGGGCAGGGAUGAAAGUGUGGCUCCCUCUCUUCCCCAGGGACCACCGCAAGCCCCAUUCCUUCUUGUCCCAGCGGAUCAUGCUGCCUUUUCACAUCAAUAUCUACCCCCUGGCUGUUCUCUUUGAAGACGCAUUAGUCCUCGGUGCUGUCAAUGACACUUUGCUCUAUGAUUCCUUGUAUGCGCGGAGCAGUGCUAGGGAGCAGCUGGAGGUGCUCUUCCCUUACUGUGUUGUGGAGAGAACCUCUCAGAUCUACCUCCAUCACAUUCUGCGGCAGCUGCUGGUCAGGAACCUUGGGGAGCAGGCCCUGCUCUUAGCCCAGUCCUGUGCCGCUUUACCUUACUUCCCUCAUGUGCUGGAGCUCAUGCUCCACGAAGUGCUGGAAGAAGAAGCUACCUCACGGGAACCCAUUCCCGACCCUCUGCUUCCCACUGUGGCCAAGUUUAUCACCGAAUUCCCCCUCUUCCUGCAGACGGUUGUUCAUUGUGCUAGGAAGACUGAAUAUGCCCUGUGGAAUUAUCUUUUUGCAGCUGUUGGAAACCCCAAGGACUUGUUUGAGGAAUGCCUGAUGGCUCAGGAUUUGGACACAGCUGCCUCUUACCUUAUUAUCUUACAGAAUAUGGAAGUCCCAGCAGUAAGUAGGCAGCAUGCCACCCUUCUGUUCAACACAGCCCUGGAACAAGGCAAAUGGGACCUAUGUCGACACAUGAUUCGAUUUCUUAAAGCCAUUGGCUCUGGAGAAUCUGAGACCCCUCCAUCCACACCUACUGCUCAGGAACCCAGUUCAAGUGGUGGAUUUGAGUUCUUCAGGAAUCGAAGCAUCAGUUUAUCCCAGUCAGCUGAAAAUGUUCCUGCUAGUAAAUUCAGCUUACAGAAAACACUGAGUAUGCCAUCUGGUCCUUCUGGAAAAAGAUGGAGCAAAGACAGUGACUGUGCUGAGAACAUGUACAUUGACAUGAUGCUCUGGAGACACGCUCGGCGUCUCUUGGAAGAAGUUCGGCUAAAGGACCUUGGCUGCUUUGCAGCCCAGUUGGGCUUUGAACUAAUCAGCUGGCUGUGCAGGGAGCGCACUCGGGCUGCACGGGUGGACAACUUCGUGCUGGCCCUGAAGAGACUCCACAAAGAUUUCCUUUGGCCGCUUCCCAUCAUCCCAGCCUCUUCUCUCAGUUCUCCUUUCAGGAAUGGAAAAUACCGAACAGUAGGAGAGCAGCUGUUAAAGUCCCAGUCAGCGGACCCGUUUUUAAACCUUGAGAUAGACGCGGGUGUCCCUCAUGUACAACGAAGUCAGAGCUGGCUCGGCAACAUUGGCCCCACCCAUCAUGAGAUCGACACAGCCUCGUCCCACGGACCGCAAAUGCAAGACGCCUUUCUGUCACCUUUAUCUAAUAAAGGUGAUGAAUGUAGUAUUGGUUCAGCCACAGACUUGACUGAAAGUAGCUCCGUGGUGGAUGGAGACUGGACAAUGGUGGAUGAAAACUUCUCCACACUCAGUCUAACACAGUCAGAGCUAGAGCACAUCUCCAUGGAGUUGGCGAGUAAGGGGCCUCACAAAUCCCAGGUCCAGCUUCGAUACUUGCUACACAUCUUCAUGGAGGCAGGAUGUCUGGACUGGUGCAUUGUCAUUGGCCUGAUUCUUAGAGAAUCCUCAAUAAUCAACCAGAUUGUGGUUCUCAUCCAGUCUUCAGAGGUAGAUGGAGAGAUGUUACAGAACAUAAAGACGGGGCUGCACGCAGUAGACCGAUGGGCCUCUACAGAUUGUCCUGGAUAUAAGCCAUUUUUAAACAUCAUUAAGCCACAAGUACAGAAGCUCAGUGAGCUCACAGAGGAGCAAGUCCAGCCUGAAGCCUUCCAGCCAGUCCCCGUGGGUAAGACCCCGGAACACGCCGGUCCCCGGGCAGAGGAGAGCCGGGGCUCCCUAGGCCAUGGGAGCGUCCCCCCGGGCGAGGUCGGAGGUGGCAGUCUGGUCAGCCGGAAGGAGGAGGACACGACCCGAGCAGAGGAGGAGGACUCUUUUCAGGAUGGGACUUACGACUGUUCUGUGUCCUAACGACAGUGGCGUGCCGGCACCGUGGGCAGUAUUCAUUCUUCAGCCGCAGCCGCGUACAGCUGAGGACACUGUGACCUAGUUGGCGGUUGAACCAGGGAGAAAACUCAGUAAGGUAGUAUUAAAUUUUAACUCUUUCUCCUCUAAGAAAUCUCGGACUCCAUAAAAAUGUGAUAUCAUUUUUCAUAAAAAAUUUUUUAAGCUGCAGUGGAAAGUAAUAAAGAGUAUUGUACAGAUGUACAUGAGAAUAUUUUGGUUUUAUUCUUAAAGAAUGGUAGCUCUUAAACCAUAGGGAUUGUUUUGCCCUAGAUGAGCCUACUUUUUCACUACUUCCAGCUUCUUACAUGUUUUCUGGUUCAGUGUGUGUCCAGACUGCUUUUUAAAAAUAAAUGCGAAGGUGCUUGCUGGAGCUCAUCAGGCACUGAGCUCCCUGUGCGCCCCCUUUGGAUUGAGAGCGCUGGACUCUUCCCGCAUUGGCCUCCUGAGCAGAUGCCUGCCCUGGCACAGCGGCGGCUGUCAUGAUGGGGACUUGUCCUUGGCUUUGUUUAGCCUUUAAAUCCCAGUCCUGAAUUGGGGGAAAGCUAUUUAACCUGUGAGUCAGUGUGCCUGCUCCUUUAGCAGCUUGAUUCCUGCUGGAUCAGUGUGGGCAGAGGUCUGGGGGCUCUUACCAAUUAUGCGGUUAGAUACCACUAAACUGUUUUGUAUCAGAGAACUGUAUCUUUUUGUGAAUACUCUUGUGUAAAUAGACUCAAAGGCACUGUUCAUAUUUUUAGGGCUUAUAUGAUAAUUUGUAAGGUUUGAUGCUGGAUUCUGCAUGGUGAUACUCACUCUUGGAAGGAGAGACAGGGGCUUGCUCUUCUUUCCAAGUAGGAGCAGUCUUCAUAGAAAAAAGGUUUAUUGGCUUGGUCGUACAGUAGCAGAAAUGGUCACACUGAUCAUGAAAUGAAAUAGGCUUUGUGCAAAUUUAGUUUCUUAUUUAUUGGUUUUGUAAAUUGAAUACAAAUGGACCUUUAUGUAAAUAGACUGCUGAAUCCUGUAUUAUCACGGCUACUAAAAAUUACUAUGUGAAGGAUGCAUUCUUCAUUGUAACUUUUAAAAUAUUUUAUGUAUUUCUAGAUAUGACUUAAAUUUUAGUUUUCAUACAUUAUGAAAACCUAUCUGCAUACUCCUUAAUGGCUUCAGACUAAACACAUACCCACUGUAUGUACUUCCAGUUACCUUGUAUCAGUAUUAAUUUACAUAGCUUGUUUGUACUGUGCAAUUUGAACAAAGGAAUGCAAUGUUAUUUUUUACAAAAACAAACUUGUUUAUUUUUGUAAUAACAAUGUAUCUGGAUGUGGACCAAAUUCAUACCACUACGUAAAACAGCCUCUCUUCUCAUAGUGCAAUUACAGUUUAGAAAUAAAACUUGGUCCUCUACCCUUGCUUUUUUAAAGUAAAUGGCUAGAUACAGUUGUUCUAGCCUGGGUUUCCUUGGAAGGGAAACACAAAACCAUUCAAAACUCAUCAAACUGUUUUAAAUUAUUGAGUUUGGUAAUUUACUGUCAUUUAUUUUUGACAUUACAAGUGCAAUAAUUUCACAUACUAGAACUCCUGGACGGGUGGAAUAUGUGAUGAUGGUACCUGGUCUUUCUGGUGCUACUUUAUUUAAGCCUUUGUUUUAAACCACCUUUCCCCAACUCUUAAGAUAGAAAAUGUGUCCCAUGUGAGUACAUGCAGCCCAGCGUGAAACUUCUCCUAGCCUAGUCCAUUAAAUGGAGGAGAACGAGCAUUUUUUUUGUGUUUGGUGUGAAUAUACAGUCAAUAAAAUGAUUUGCCAUUGUAAACAUUGUGAUCCUUUCAAAUCUCUGGAUGUGCUGCUGGGUUCAUCUUGCAGUCUUCAAAGCAGGGCACCAGUAUGUUAACUGAACUCCUGUGGUUAACACCGUGAAGGCAUCUUGGCUCCUAUCCUUGUUUCUCAAGUCAUAGAAAUGGGCGGCCCAAAGGCAGAAAAAUUGGCAGGUUUACAGAAAGUUUCUUUUUGGUAAUUUGUUAUAUAUUUUACUUUUUUAAAUUUAUAUUUUUAUUUUGCCUUGUUUGGUUCACAUAUCAAUUGUUGAAGCCAUAAUUUUAACGAUGAAUUUAAGUAUUCGGUAUAACUAUUUGAAGUUUAUUUGCUGAUACCAAAACAAGUCAUUUUGGAGGAUAAAGUCAACCUUUGCUUGUAAUUAAAGUUGCUGCUACUUCUGUAAUGUGUAUUUAUUUAUUUUUUUUAACUUGGUAAAGGGCAAUAAAACCGUUACAGGAACUUUGUUUAUUCAACACCUCAGCCACGGGAAUAUUCUUUUCAUUAUGUAAUUCUACCUCUUAGAAUUUUAUGAAAUAACUACAAAUUCAGAUUUAAAAUUUAUAUGCAGAAUUACUUAGGAGCAUCAACACUUGGCAGCAGCUAUAAGCCUGACUGUAGAAGCUUGCAAGAACAAUCCAUC